UGUCAGGUGACCACGGUGCCUACCCCGGUGAUUAAGGCAAAAUGUGUAACACAAAAUCUGGAUAUGAAAAGCAUCUAUUAUACUAUUAUAAACCAUCACGUAUACUGGGGCAAAAUCUUUCAGUUUUCUUGUCGGAUCGCCGCUAAUCCGCAGAGCGGAAUACUGGAGCCUUGCUGGUGCAAGGUUUCCGUACGAAAGGACUCCAAGAACGGCAAGUCCUUCCAGAAGCUCGGAUUUGUAAACAUAAAUUUGUCAGAAUUCGCCGGAUCUGGAAUCGAUGGUAUCACUAAGACGUUCCUGCUCGAAGGAUACAGUUCAGGCCAUCAGCGGCAGGAUAACUCACUUUUGCGAGUGAACAUCAGCAUGGUGCUGCAGAGCGCAGACCCAUGUUUCAAAGUGUACGUCACGUUUGGUUACUUUUUUUUCGGGGUGAAGGGGGGGGGGGCAUUCGUUGUGUAG
Soboliphyme baturini is the source of this 459-nucleotide messenger RNA. The record is from the annotation of a GenBank genome assembly. NCBI's taxonomy places the organism in Eukaryota, Metazoa, Nematoda, Enoplea, Dioctophymatida, Soboliphymatidae.